This is a messenger RNA of Penicillium daleae, 201 nucleotides long. RefSeq lists its product as uncharacterized. The record is from RefSeq and is a predicted model, not a curated record. The transcript has a single exon. Lineage: Eukaryota; Fungi; Ascomycota; Eurotiomycetes; Eurotiales; Aspergillaceae. The coding region runs from base 1 to 201 and encodes 66 amino acids.
AUGACAGGCGGCUCCGAUUGCAAUCAUGAAGCUCGUCGUCCACUCUGGCUCACAGUCCAUGUCCAGUCAAGGAAGUACUCCCACAUCCAGGCCUACGUGGAGACUCGAACUGACGACGCGCGACAACGUGCGGGCCGCAUUGCUACCCAUGAGCAGCCCGCACGGCCCAAUUGGAUCACCCUAGCCCCAGGGGCGUCAUGA